AUGGGCUUCGCUGCCACUGGUGAUGCCUAUUGUUACCGCGGCGACCUAGCUCUCCAAGGCAUGAAGAAGUGUGUCAAGGUUGUUGAUGACAUUCUCAUCUUCGACGAUGACCUACUGACACACUACCACAGGAUCCACGAAUUGCUCACCCGCUGCCGCAAAAAUGGCAUCACUCUCAACAAAGAAAAGUUCACAGUGGCAGAGACCAGAGUGAAUUUCUGUGGCUUCACCCUCUCCGAAGAAGGAAUUGCUGCUGACCCAGGACUAGUUGCUGCUCUGCAAGACUUCCCUACACCAUCCAACCUGACGGACUUACGUUCCUUCAUGGGAUUAGUAAACCAGUUGGCUGAGUUUACCCCAGAUAUUGCCCUGACUGCACAGCCCCUUCGACCACUCAUGAGCCCCAAGCGCUCUUUUCUUUGGACACCUGACCAUGACCAGGCCUUCAAACAUGUGAAACAAGCACUUUCAAGCCCACCUGUUCUUGCGUCUUUUGACCCAACCCUGCCAACCAUUCUCCAGACCGACGCAUCUCGCCUCUACGGGAUAGGCUACGCUCUCCUCCAGGACCAUGGAUCUGGACGUCUCCGAGUAGUCCAGUGUGGAUCCCGCUUUCUCGCAGAUGCCGAAACAAGGUAUGCAACGAUUGAACUGGAGAUGCUUGCAGUAUCUUGGGCCCUCACAAAGUGUUGCCUAUACCUCAAAGGACUGCCAACCUUCACCCUGCAAACCGACCAUCGCCCAUUGGUGCCUAUCAUCAACAGCUACACGCUGGACAUGGUUGAAAACCCACGGCUCCAGCGAAUGAAGGAGCGCAUGUCGCAAUAUCAAUUUACUGCAGUGUGGCGCGCCGGCAAGUCUCUAUGCAUCCCAGAUGCACUUUCUCGUACACCAGUCAGCUACCCCACCUCUGAGGAUAUGACUGGCUGCGCUGGGGUAACGGCACAUGUCAGAUCUGUCAUCAACGCUACAACAGCUUCCCAGGACGGGGAUGCCCCAACCAUUGACGCCGACCGGACCCUACAGGACAUGUCGAUAGCAGCACAGGCCGACCCCACCUACGUUCGCCUUCACGAUUGCAUCAGUUCUGGGUUUCCCACGAAUCGGUACGACCUACAUGUAUCGUUAUCACCGUACUGGAAGCUAGAGGUGGGUGUUCCCUUACGCCUGCGCACUGAUGGAGGACCUCAGUUUACCAGCAAAGAAUUUGCCGACUUCACAGAACGUUGGGGUGUACACCACAUCACCUCGUCGCCACAUUACCCACAGUCUAAUGGACACGCUGAGGCCGCCGUCAAGGCUGUCAAGCACUUGAUCCUCAAAACGGCCCCCACAGGAAACAUUGACUGCGAGGAUUUUGAUCGUGGUCUCCUCGAGUUAAGAAACACACCCAACCAGUCUGGUCGCUCUCCUGCCCAGGUACUGUAUGGUCACCCUCUCCGUACAUGUGUGCCUGCCCAUCCUCAGUCAUUCACAGAAGAUUGGCAGGAAAAGGCCCAUGACUGCGACCGCCGAGCCGCUGCCAGGGGCAGCGCAACUUUGACACCCACGCCCGCCCCCUACCCAGGCUUAAUGUGGGCCAACAUGUCCACCUCCAGGACCCAACAUCCCACCGAUGGGACACAGUUGGGAUUGUCAUGGGUGGUGCAAGAUCACGCGAGUACGAGAUCCAUCUCCCAAGUGGUCGAGUGUUACGUCGGAACCGUCGCUUCCUAUAUCCACUGCCCAGCCCCAGUCAAGUUCCCAACUCUGAUCUCCCUUUGGUCCCUAGCCCAGACAUGGAAAAGUCAUCAAUUCCCUCCAAAGCCCCUCGCAGGUCCCCAAGAUUGA
Messenger RNA from Macrobrachium nipponense, 1830 nucleotides. RefSeq lists its product as uncharacterized. Gene Ontology annotation, molecular function: nucleic acid binding. The coding region runs from base 1 to 1830 and encodes 609 amino acids. Gene Ontology annotation, biological process: DNA integration. NCBI's taxonomy places the organism in Eukaryota, Metazoa, Arthropoda, Malacostraca, Decapoda, Palaemonidae. The transcript is spliced from 2 exons. The record is from RefSeq and is a predicted model, not a curated record.